UUACACACACAACACACACCAUCCCUUCAAAUGGCACCAAAGAACAAUCAGAACAAGCCUCCAUUACCCACUUUUGCUGCUUCUUCUACUUCAAGCUCCCCUAAUAGCAAGUAUAUUGUGGAUGAGGUGUCUGUAGAAAAGAAGAGGAAGAUCGCAAAUACAAAAAUGCCGCCGGCCACCAUCAGUACGAGAGCAAACCGGCAGGCACUGAUGGAGCGAAAUGGGGGUGGAGAUCUACCGCCGUCUAGUGGUCCACCGAGCACUGCUGGCUCAGAUUGUGGUGUUGUUGAGUUCACUAAAGAGAGUGUUGAAGCAUUGGUUAACGAGAGGUUGAAAGUUAAGAAUAAGUUUAACUACAAGGAAAAAUGUGAUCAAAUGUCGGACUUUAUUAAAAGGCUUAAGGAAUGUAUCAAGUGGUUCCAACAGCUUGAAAAGGAACAUGUCUCAGAGCAGGAGAAGUUGAAGGAUUUGUUGGAAGCUGCUGAGAAGAAAUGCAAUGAAAUGGAGAUGCUAAUGAAGGCAAAGGAAGAACAAUUGAACUCAAUAAUCAUGGAAUUAAGGAGAAAUUACGAGGCAUCACAAGAGAAGUACGCAAAGGAGCAAGCUGAUAAAUUGGAAGCUCUGGAUUCUUUUACCCGAGAGAAAGAGGCCAGAGUAGCCGCAGAGAGACUACAGUCUUCUCUUUCAGAAGACCUUAAGAGAGCUCAACAGGAUAUUGCGAGUUCUAAUCAGAAGAUACAGUCAUUGAAUGAAAUGUACAAGCGUUUGCAAGAGUAUAACACCAGUUUGCAGCAAUACAACAGUAAACUUCAGUCAGAGCUUGCUUCAACCAAUGAGAUGCUAAAGCGUGUAGAAACAGAAAAAGCUGCUGUAGUGGAAAAUCUGAGCACUUUGAGGGGUCAGAAGACUUCUUUGCAGGAGCAGCUUGCUGCUUACAGAACUUCUCAAGAAGAAGCAGUGAGACAGAAGGAAGCUUUGGCAAAUGAGGUGGGAUGCCUUCGGAAUGAUAUGCAACAAGUGAGAGAUGAUCGUGACCGCCAAUUAUUACAGGUCCAGUCCUUGACAGCAGAAUUAGCAAAAUGCCAGGAAUUUGUUGGUCAAUCCUCUGCCAAUGUGGAUACUCUGACUGUGAAGUCAAAUGAGCUGGAGGAGAGAUGUUCAUCUCAAAGUGAACAUAUUAGAAGAUUGCAGGAACAACUGGCUUUUGCUGAGAAGAAAUUGAUGAUGUCUGACAUAUCUGCAAUGGAAACAAGAUCAGAAUUUGAAGAGCAAAAGAUAUUGAUCUUGGAGUUACAAAAUCGUCUUUCUGAUGCUGAGAUGAAAAUUGUGGAAGGAGAAAAACUACGUAAAAAGUUACAUAACACUAUAUUGGAAUUAAAGGGUAACAUUCGGGUAUUCUGUAGAGUGCGGCCUUUGUUGUCUGAUGAUGCUGGUAACCCCGAAAUGAAAGUCAUCUCUUUUCCCACUGCUAUGGAAUCACUUGGACGAGGCAUUGAUUUGAGCCAGAAUGGGCAAAAGCAUUCUUUUACUUUCGACAAAGUUUUCAUGCCUGAUGCAUCACAAGAAGAUGUUUUCGUUGAAAUAUCACAACUAGUACAGAGUGCUCUGGAUGGUUAUAAGGUCUGUAUCUUUGCGUAUGGUCAGACUGGCUCUGGUAAGACAUACACGAUGAUGGGUAAGACGGGAAAUCCAGAUCAGAAAGGGUUGAUACCAAGAACAUUAGAGCAGGUAUUUGAGACGAAGCAAACUCUUCAAUGCCAAGGAUGGAGAUAUGAAAUGCAGGUAUCAAUGCUUGAAAUAUACAAUGAAACGAUCCGUGAUCUGUUAUCUUCAAGGACAGAUAAUGGAGGAAAGCAAUAUACCAUCAAGCAUGAUGCAAAUGGAAAUACUCAUGUCUCUGAUCUAACAAUAGUAGAUGUUUGCAGCAGUAGGGAGGUUUCUUAUCUUUUGGAGCACGCAGCUCAAAGCAGGUCUGUAGGGAAGACCCAGAUGAAUGAACAGUCUUCGAGAAGCCAUUUUGUCUUUACUUUGAGAAUUCUUGGUGUUAAUGAGAGCACUGAACAGCAAGUACAGGGGGUCCUGAACCUAAUUGAUCUUGCUGGUAGUGAGAGACUUUCUAAAAGUGGGUCUACAGGGGAUCGCCUGAAAGAAACUCAAGCCAUAAAUAAAAGCUUGUCGUCUUUAAGUGACGUUAUAUUUGCUUUGGCAAAGAAGGAGGAGCACGUACCAUUUAGGAACUCAAAACUCACGUACCUUCUUCAGCCUUGUUUAGGUGGGGACUCGAAGACUUUGAUGUUUGUUAAUAUUUCUCCAGAUCCUACGUCAACAGGGGAAUCUCUUUGUUCCCUUAGGUUCGCAGCACGGGUUAAUGCUUGUGAAAUUGGGAUCCCGAGGCGUCAAACCAGCAUGCGAAGUAUAGAUUCUCGCUUGAGCAUUGGCUAAUUAUGGAUAAUAAUUCUUAUAAUUUUGUUUUAGCAAAUGUUUUAUCUGUACCUGUACCUCUGCUUGGUAUGUGAUUUGCGGUUUAACCAAGAAUUCGACACACUUCUAACAGCAGUUUCCCUGUAAUUUGUAUAGUGGAAGUCACUGGCGUUUGUAUUCUGUACUCACCCUUUAGUCAUUGAAUUUGUACCGUACCUACAAUAUAUCUCAUAUAUUGAUUGUUAGAUA
This is a messenger RNA of Coffea eugenioides, 2670 nucleotides long. Its product is annotated as kinesin-like protein KIN-14N. The transcript is spliced from 17 exons. Lineage: Eukaryota; Viridiplantae; Streptophyta; Magnoliopsida; Gentianales; Rubiaceae. Gene Ontology annotation, molecular function: microtubule motor activity; microtubule binding; ATP binding. Gene Ontology annotation, biological process: microtubule-based movement. Bases 31 to 2442 code for a protein of 803 amino acids. The record is from RefSeq and is a predicted model, not a curated record.